UGAACAGUCGACGCACUCAACGGUCGCCAAGGCAGCUUGGCUUUGAAAAACACUAAUAAAACCUUGUCGUCAGUUCGAUUCACUGUGCUUCGUGAGUGUGUUUCGCGGGUGAAUUCAAGAUCUUUUCGUUGCGUGUGAGUGAAUUCGUGGUGCCGGCAGCGUGAGGAAAAACUUUUGGAGGUGUUGAAGAUCUCCUCGUGACGUCCGGGAUCCACUCAAGAUUCCGCACGCAGACAUGAAUCGCCGUCAGGACAGCCGAAUGAUAAGCGAAAUGAAGGAGCAACUCCGAAGGUUACAGGAACGCCGCCAAGAACUCGAAUCGCGCCAAGUGGAUGAGGAAGAAGCACUCGGACAGAAAUCGAUUGUUCCUCACCUCGCCAGAGUAAUGAGGGAUCGCCAAUGGGCUCAGGUUCGUUCCAUGAUUCAGAGCAAUAUGGAGUGCAUCGAUCAAGACAUUCAAGAGACGAUUGGAAGAUUAGGGGCGGCCAUGCUGGAGGAGACGGGCGAUCCUGCACAAUCUCCGCGUCGUUCGCAACGACAUUUUCCCGAUUUGAUACCCCGAAAAGCGAGUCAAUCUCCGCAAAAGCCGAAGACGGAACAACCCGUCCAUUCAUUUUCAAGCAACCAACAACAACCCGGAUUCCUUCCCCAACCGGGCAGUCCGUCUCGUCAAGCUCUGCUGGAAGCUGUUAAAGAAACCCUGGAGAGACGCAAGAAACCGGCAAUUGAUGAAGAAGAAGAAAAAGGAAAAGAGUCUGAGCAAUCUCCGCGCGUCGGAUUCUAUCGAUUCCGUCACACAGAGACAGUUGCUGCUGCAGUCCAGGAAGACAAGCUAAGCCGACUAAGCGUUCAAAAGCUUCCGUCUGUCACUAUUGCCACGCGAAAGCCGGAUCGUCCCCUAAAUCACGUCAUCAGCGUCCAAAGUCCAUCGAUCGUCUCGACGAUUUGCCAGUCGCCUGCAUCCGUCGAAUUGCUGACUGAACGCACUGCCAGUAGCAGCAGCAGCAGCGCCAACCACCACCAGCAGCAGUCGCCACCCAACUUGGAAAUCCAGCCGGAUGAUGUGGCCCGCCUCUUUUGCGACCUCCUGGCCACUCAACUGGAACUAGCUGUCGAUUCGAUUGGCCCAAUCCAGCAACCUGAAUCUCCCAGGCAAUGUCAACGUGACAACGACGACGACGACGACAACGAGUUCCGGCUAACAAUCGAUAGCUGCACGCAGACGACUAUCUGCAACGUCAAGGACUCUUCAACCGUGAUGGAAAGAUGGCAUCAAACGGAUAGAGCGGUCGGUCCGGAUCGUCCUGUUUCAUCGGAUUCGGAAGAAGAAGAAAUAAUGCAAGUUUCCAGUAAAGUCGAACAAGAAGUAAAAGUAGAAGAAGAAGUAGACGAACCGUUGACUCCGCCGAGGACAAGUUGCAAUAAUAUUGUUCCGGACCCGGCGCCACCACUGGAUUUGAAUCUCUGGAGACGACGCUACCCUCCUACGCCACCUUCUUCCUGUUUCGAAUCCUUAAUCAGACAAGUCGAAGCUGCCGCUCACGAAUCUUUGUCCAACAUGACAGCCGUUGCUUCUUCUUCUUCCUCCUCCUCGGACGCUACCGGAAUACUACUAUCAUCCAGCAGCCUUUCCACCAACGCAUCUUCCUCCAGUGCCACCGUUGCCGUGAGUUGGUUGUCAGAAGGCGAAGUGCCAAACCGUGUCACCAGUCCCGGGCAGGUCGCUGUUCAAAAAAUAAGAGGAGCGACUGGAAAUAACAUGGAUCGAUCCGCCGAAGUGACGCUCAGUGAAGGGCAAAUCCCUUUUAGGGAUAUUGUUCCAUCAUCCAACUUCCGGUUGGCGUCGACGCUGCUAGAUGGCAGUUCGCAGGGCGAAAUCCUUUUACCGCAACAACAAACGUCAAGAUCGGAUUCAACCGCCAGUUUCCAAUCGGCCACCGGAAGUCUGGGCGAGAUUCCGGCUGAACGAUUCAGCCCCACAGAUGACGACUUGGAAUCUGAAUGAAAAAAUGGCGUCUAUUUUGUUACCUGUACAAAACUCAUCAUUGUUUACAGCAACUCUCACGAUUCCGACGUCCAUCUAUACUCAACUCACAAACUGAACAAAUACACAAAGUGUAGUUUUUGAACUGA
Messenger RNA from Daphnia pulex (common water flea), 2133 nucleotides. RefSeq lists its product as uncharacterized. NCBI's taxonomy places the organism in Eukaryota, Metazoa, Arthropoda, Branchiopoda, Diplostraca, Daphniidae. The transcript is spliced from 10 exons. Bases 236 to 2005 code for a protein of 589 amino acids. The record is from RefSeq and is a predicted model, not a curated record.